AUGGGGGUGGUGGCCCCCAACAUCCCCUCCCGGGGCAAGCCUCGGCUCCGGGCCGCGCUGCUCCCUCAGCCCUGCCUCUCUCCCCAGUGCCCCCCCAACCUGCACAAGCUGGACGGCUACUACUGUGACCACGAGCAGGGCCGCUGCUACGGAGGUCGCUGCAAAACCCGGGACCGGCAGUGCCAGGCCCUGUGGGGCCACGGGGCUGCCGACCGCUUCUGCUAUGAGAAGCUGAAUGUGGAGGGCACGGAGCGGGGGAACUGUGGGCGCAAGGGGCCGGGCUGGGUCCAGUGCAACAAACAGGACGUGCUGUGUGGCUUCCUUCUCUGCGUUAACAUCUCUGGAGCGCCUCGACUGGGAGACCUGGGGGGAGACAUCAGCAGCGUCACUUUCUACCAUCAGGGCAGGGAGCUGCACUGCAGGGGAGGCCACGUGCAGCUGGCCGACGGCUCCGACCUGAGCUACGUGGAGGAUGGCACGGCCUGCGGCCCCGACAUGCUGUGCCUGGACCACCGCUGCCUGCCCGCCUCGGCCUUCAACUUCAGCACCUGCCCUGGCAGCGGGGAGCGCCGGAUCUGCUCCCACCACGGGGUCUGCAGCAACGAAGGGAAAUGCAUCUGCCAGCCAGACUGGACGGGCAAAGACUGCAGCAUCCACAACCCGCUGCCCACACCCCCUCCCACGGGGGAGACGGAGCGAUACAAGGGUCCCAGCGGCACCAACAUCAUCAUUGGCUCCAUUGCCGGGGCUGUCCUGGUUGCAGCCAUCGUCCUGGGUGGCACAGGCUGGGGAUUUAAAAACAUCCGCCGAGGAAGGUAUGACCCGACCCAGCAGGGGGCAGUGUGAUGCCGGCCACGCCAUCCCUCCCGCUGUCCUUGUCUCCAUCUCAUCUGUCACCCGCGUUCUGUUGCGAGCAGGCUGCUUCCCCACCCCUGCUGCCAGCCUGUCCCGGCAGGGAUGGGAGAGCCUCGCUCUGGAAAGACGGCCUUGGCCCCCUCGAGCCUCC
This is a messenger RNA of Carlito syrichta (Philippine tarsier), 1006 nucleotides long. Its product is annotated as disintegrin and metalloproteinase domain-containing protein 11-like. Lineage: Eukaryota; Metazoa; Chordata; Mammalia; Primates; Tarsiidae. The transcript has 8 exons. The record is from RefSeq and is a predicted model, not a curated record. The coding region runs from base 1 to 846 and encodes 281 amino acids.